AUGGAAACCCUCCCCCGACGUAACCUCUCCCCGCGACGGAAUCAUCACCCUUCCGGCCUCCGUUACGAUUCCUCAACGACCAUCGACGGCCCAUCCCAUCCGUCGGCCAUCCUCCGCUUCACGCCACAGACGACGAAAAAGAAUCUGAGUCAGAGCAGUGAGUUCCUCGAGAAGUUGUGGAGCGGCGUCGGAUGCACGCUAGGAAAGACAAAUCGCACGGAGCAGGGAGUAGAGCACGUUCCGGACUACAAGCGAGAGCGAUUAGGGAGCUUGCAAAAUGGAGCAAUGACAAUGAAGAUAUUUAUGGUCCAGCAACUUUUAAUGUCGAGUUUCAACGAAAGUUAA
Linum trigynum is the source of this 345-nucleotide messenger RNA. The record is from the annotation of a GenBank genome assembly. Lineage: Eukaryota; Viridiplantae; Streptophyta; Magnoliopsida; Malpighiales; Linaceae.